GUUUAAAAGAGGAUUCCUCUUGGACUAGCUAUGAGAGAAUGUCAGAUAAACGGACUAAAGGAUGGUUUCUUGUUGAUUCGCCAAAAGAUGUCGCUCUUGUCGUUUCACUUUAUCUCUUGAUGGUGUGGUUGGGCCCAAGGCUUAUGAAAAAGAAAAAACCAUUUAAUUUGAAAGGAGUUCUAAUUGCAUACAACUUUAUAAUGAUGCUUGUAAACUUCUUAAUACUGAAAGAUCUCUUGGUUGGAAGUUCAAGACUUAAUUAUAAGUAUCUUUGCCAUCGAAGUGACCUCGAAUUCCAUCCUGAAGAAAUAAGGGUCAUGAAUGCAAUGUGGUGGUUUUACAUUUCAAAAGCCUUGGAAUUCACUGAUACGUUGUUUUUCAUUUUGCGAAAGAAAACUGAUCAAUUGAGCUUACUGCAUGUCUAUCAUCAUAGCACAAUGUUUCCAAUUUGUUGGUCGUCAAUCAAAUGGUAUCCAAGUGGAGCAGCUGUGCGCUUACCUAUGCUCAAUUGUUUUGUUCACGUGGUUAUGUAUUUCUAUUAUGGGCUAAGUGCUAUUGGGCCAAGUGUCAAAAAGAUGUUAUGGUGGAAAAGAUAUUUAACUGUAUUACAAUUGAUACAAUUUGUUAUAUCUUUAUUUUGGUCUUUGCAAUCAUUGAUAAGAGGCUGCAAUCAUCCUGCCUGGAUUGAUAUUACAUCACCGUAG
Episyrphus balteatus (marmalade hoverfly) is the source of this 704-nucleotide messenger RNA. RefSeq names its product elongation of very long chain fatty acids protein 4-like. The coding region runs from base 39 to 704 and encodes 221 amino acids. The record is from RefSeq and is a predicted model, not a curated record. The transcript is spliced from 6 exons. Gene Ontology annotation, biological process: very long-chain fatty acid biosynthetic process; sphingolipid biosynthetic process; fatty acid elongation, polyunsaturated fatty acid. Gene Ontology annotation, molecular function: fatty acid elongase activity. NCBI's taxonomy places the organism in Eukaryota, Metazoa, Arthropoda, Insecta, Diptera, Syrphidae. Gene Ontology annotation, cellular component: endoplasmic reticulum membrane.